AUGGAAAGAUUACAACAGCUCGCUAAGCAGUCUCUUUCUGCUAGCUCACCACCGCUGCCUCCAGCUCACCCUUUGGAUCCUCUUUCUCCACAAGAGAUUUAUGCGGUGUCAUCGCUUUUGAAAGCUAAACACAGUGGUAAGAAGCUUACUUUUAAUACCAUUACUUUAAGAGAGCCACCUAAAAAGGCAUAUUACGACUGGAAGGAGAAAAAUGGUGCAUUACCUCCUCGUAUGGCUUAUUUCGUUAUCGUUGAAGAGGCUGUUUCAGCUCUUCAAGAAGGUGUAAUUGACAUUCCAAGUCAGACAAUUAUUGAGUUACGUCUGGUUGAAGGUGUUCAGCCCAUCUUGACACCUCAAGAUUUGCAAAGAACAGAAGAGAUUAUUAGAAAAGAUCCUGAGGUGAUUAGACAGUGUGUUUUAAGCGGAGUUCCAGAGAGUGACAUGAAUAACAUUUACUGUGAUGCAUGGACCAUCGGCUAUGAUGAAAGAUGGGGCGCGUCUAGACGUUUGCAGCAAGCUCUUAUGUACUGGAGAUCGGAUGAGGAUGAUUCCCAAUACUCUCAUCCUUUGGAUUUUUGUCCCAUUGUUGAUAUGAAUAUUGGUAAGGUUAUUUAUAUUGAUAUUCCAAAUAGAAGAAGAAAGGUCUCAAAACAUAAGCAUUCCAGCUACCAACCAAAACAUAUAAAGGAAAAAUUUGGAACGGCUGAAAAUCCAUCUGGCUUCAGAAAUGAUGCGAAACCAAUUAAUAUUACCCAGCCUGAAGGCGUCUCAUUUCAGAUGGAGAAUAAUGUUAUGGAGUGGUCCAACUUCAAAUUUCAUAUUGGUUUCAAUUACAGAGAGGGAAUUGUUUUGAGUGAUGUCACUUAUAAUGACCAUGGUAAGGUUAGACCAAUGUUCCAUCGUAUUUCUUUAUCAGAAAUGAUUGUCCCAUACGGUUCUCCAGAAUUUCCUCAUCAACGUAAGCAUGCUUUGGAUAUUGGUGAAUAUGGUGCAGGCUACUGCACAAAUCCAUUAGCUUUGGGCUGUGAUUGUAAGGGUGUAAUCCACUAUUUGGAUGCUAAUUUCACUGACAAAGAAGGUAUGCCUCUCACUAUAAAGAAUGCUGUCUGUAUUCAUGAAGAAGACGAUGGCCUUUUGUUCAAACAUUCAGACUUUAGAGAUGAUUUCCAAACCACUGUUGUCACAAGAGGUAAAAAAUUGAUCGUCUCUCAAAUUUUCACUGCUGCAAAUUACGAGUAUUGUUUGUAUUGGAUUUUUAGACAGGAUGCAACUAUCAAGUUGGAGAUCAGAUUAACAGGAAUUUUGAAUACCUAUAUUUGCGCUGAGGGCGAGAGUACUGGACCUUGGGGUACUCAAGUUUAUCCACAAGUUAAUGCACACAAUCAUCAGCACUUGUUUUCUUUAAGACUUCACCCCAGAAUCGAUGGUGAUAAUAACUCUGCAGCUACGAGUGAUGCUAAACUGUCUCCUCAUUUGACAGGGUCUGGGGAAAACAUGUACGGGAAUGCAUUCUAUUCGGAAAGAACAACAUUUAAGACUGUCAAAGAUUCUCUCACUCAUCCUUCUGCGGUCAGAACUUGGGAUAUGUUCAACCCAAGCUCAAUCAAUCCUUAUUCUGGAAAGCCCGCGUCUUACAAAUUGGUGUCUACCUUUUGUGCCCAAGCAUUGGCUCAUGAGGGAUCGCUUGUUCGCAAAAGAGCUCCUUGGAGUACUUACACUACUGAAGUUAUUCCCUACGCUGAUGAAGACCGUGGAUAUGGAAAGCUUUAUCCAUCUGGCGACUUUGUUGCCCAAUGGAGUGGAGAUGGUAUGAGAGGUAUGAGGAAGUGGAUCGGUGAUGGCACAGCAAACAUUGAAAAUACUGAUAUUUUGUUUUUCCACACAUUUGGAAUCACACACUUCCCAGCACCUGAAGACUUUCCUGUUAUGCCUACAGAAGUAUUUGACUUGCAAUUGAGGCCUAGACAUUUUUUCACUGAAAACCCAUGUCUCGAUAUCAAACCAUCUUACGCAAGGACUACAUCUGAGGUUAAAGCAGGUGCUUCAGGUACCGAUACAUGUUCUUUGUCGGUAGACAAGACAUCUAAAUUGGCUUUUAGUAACACUUCUUCUAACGGUUCGUGCUGUUCCUCUAAGUAG
Priceomyces carsonii is the source of this 2139-nucleotide messenger RNA. It is a transcript of the gene AMO1, whose product is annotated as Amo1p. Gene Ontology annotation, biological process: amine metabolic process. Gene Ontology annotation, molecular function: quinone binding; primary methylamine oxidase activity; copper ion binding. Bases 1 to 2139 code for a protein of 712 amino acids. NCBI's taxonomy places the organism in Eukaryota, Fungi, Ascomycota, Pichiomycetes, Serinales, Debaryomycetaceae. The transcript has a single exon. The record is from RefSeq and is a predicted model, not a curated record.